Hyaena hyaena (striped hyena) is the source of this 2181-nucleotide messenger RNA. It is a transcript of the gene KLHL31, whose product is annotated as kelch like family member 31. The record is from RefSeq and is a predicted model, not a curated record. Gene Ontology annotation, molecular function: protein binding. Gene Ontology annotation, biological process: negative regulation of protein phosphorylation. The coding region runs from base 88 to 1992 and encodes 634 amino acids. Lineage: Eukaryota; Metazoa; Chordata; Mammalia; Carnivora; Hyaenidae. Gene Ontology annotation, cellular component: nucleus; cytoplasm. The transcript is spliced from 3 exons.
GCUGCUGAAAACUCACCAUCACACGUCUGUCCUGAAGCCACUUCACACAGGAGGCAAGAUCUUGCCUGUGACAGUGUGUUUGCCAACAUGGCCCCCAAAAAGAAGACUGUAAAAAAGAACAAAGGAGAUAUCAAUGAGUUGACCAUAAUCGUAGAAGAUAGCCCCCUAAACAAAUUAAAUGCUUUGAAUGGGCUCCUAGAGGGAGGCAAUGGACUUACGUGCAUUUCUUCUGAGCUAUCAGACGCUUCUUAUGGCCCCAACCUCUUAGAAGGCUUAAGCAGAAUGAGGCAGGAGAACUUCCUUUGCGACUUAGUCAUUGGCACCAAAACCAAAUCUUUUGAUGUUCACAAGUCAGUGAUGGCUUCAUGCAGUGAAUACUUUUACAACAUCCUAAAAAAAGACCCAUCUACCCAAAGGGUGGAUCUCAAUGAUGUCUCACCACUGGGCCUGGCUACUGUGAUCGCAUAUGCCUACACUGGAAAGCUGACUCUCUCCUUGUAUACAAUAGGAAGCAUUGUUUCUGCUGCUGUUUAUCUUCAGAUCCACACCCUUGUAAAGAUGUGCAGUGAUUUUCUGAUACGGGAGAUGAGUGUUGAGAAUUGCAUGUACGUUGCUAACAUUGCUGAAACAUACUCUUUGAAAAAUGCAAAAGCAGCAACCCAGAAAUUUAUCCGGGAUAACUUCCUUGAAUUUGCAGAAUCAGAUCAGUUUUUGAAACUUACGUUUGAGCAAAUUAAUGAACUUCUCAUAGAUGAUGACUUACAGUUGCCUUCUGAAAUAGUAGCAUUCCAGAUUGCAAUGAAAUGGUUAGAAUUUGACCAAAAGAGAGUGAAAUAUGCUGCAGAUCUUUUGAGCAAUAUUCGCUUUGGUACCAUCUCUGCACAAGACCUGGUCAAUUAUGUUCAGUCUGUACCAAGAAUGAUGCAAGAUGCUGACUGUCACAAACUUCUUGUAGAUGCUAUGAACUACCACCUACUUCCAUAUCAUCAAAACACAUUGCAGUCUAGGCGUACGAGAAUCCGCGGGGGCUGUCGAGUCCUUGUCACUGUUGGGGGACGUCCAGGCCUCACUGAGAAAUCCCUUAGUAGAGACAUCUUGUACAGAGACCCUGAAAAUGGAUGGAGCAAGCUUACAGAAAUGCCAGCCAAGAGUUUUAAUCAGUGUGUGGCUGUGAUGGACGGAUUUCUUUAUGUGGCCGGUGGCGAAGACCAGAAUGAUGCGAGAAAUCAAGCCAAGCAUGCAGUCAGCAAUUUCUGCAGAUACGACCCCCGCUUCAACACCUGGAUCCACCUGGCCAGCAUGAACCAGAAGCGCACGCACUUCAGCCUGAGCGUGUUCAACGGGCUCCUUUACGCCGUGGGCGGCCGCAGUCCCGAAGGCAGCCUGGCCUCGCUGGAGUGCUACGUGCCCUCCACCAAUCAGUGGCAGCUGAAGGCGCCCCUGGAGGUGGCGCGCUGCUGCCACGCCAGCGCGGUCGUGGACGGCCGGGUGCUGGUGACCGGCGGCUACAUCGGCAGCGCGUACUCGCGCUCCGUGUGCGCGUACGACCCCACCGGCGACUGCUGGCAGGAGCUGCCGGGCCUGAGCACGCCGCGGGGCUGGCACUGCGCGGUCACGCUGGGCGACAGGGUGUACGUGAUGGGGGGCAGCCAGCUGGGGGCGCGCGGCGAGCGCGUGGACGUGCUGACCGUGGAGUGCUACAGCCCCGCCGCCGGCCAGUGGAGCUACGCGGCGCCGCUGCUGGUGGGCGUGAGCACGGCGGGCGCCUCGGCGCUGCACGGCCGCGCCUACCUGGUGGGGGGCUGGAACGAGGGCGAGAAGAAGUACAAGAAGUGCAUCCAGUGCUUCAGCCCGGAGCUCAACGAGUGGACGGAGGACGACGAGCUGCCCGAGGCCACCGUGGGCGUGUCCUGCUGCACCCUCUCGAUGCCCAACAGCGUGACCCGGGAAUCCCGAGCCAGCUCGGUGUCCUCCGUGCCAGUCAGUAUCUGAACCCAGGUAGAUGCGGGAAGAACAAAUAGGCAUUCGUGGGCAAACUCUGAGUUAGCGGAAAGGAAAAUAUAUAACCCUUACUACAAUGAUUGUCUCUUCGGCCAUACCGAGGCAUAGGUCUUGGUGGUUUUAAAUUCUGGGUAUGUCUUAAUCUACCUCGGUGUCUUUUUUUUUUUUUUUUUUUUUUUU